GGCAGAGAGAGAGAGAGGGCUGUCUGCAGGCUGCGUCCCCGCUCAAACGUUUGGGAAAAAGAGGGAGACAGAGGAAGAGCUGAAUGGUAGCCUCACCCUGCGCCUGGAAGCGUAGAGACACUGUAACAAAGGCUGGCAGUUAUUUGAUUUUUUAUUUUUUCUGGCAAUAACAAAGAGGUGGGAGAGGGGCUCUGAAAUCGAGGGAAAUAGCAAAAAAAAAAAAAAAAAAAAGAAAGAAAGAAAGAAAGAAAAAAAAAGCCGGUUUUCUGGGGGGACUGCUGCUUCAUUUCAUCCGAAAGACUCAUCCCUUACCAUCAUCAGCAUGACCAUGAGCUAUAAGUAACAUUCGGCAAUAACGCAAUUUGUAAACGAGAUUUCCAGCAACAGACGCGCGCAAUCCUAUUCUGAUUUAUUCUUAAUCGGGGGAGAGAGAGAGAAAAAAAAAGAUCCAACUGAAUGCCUGCGAGAAACUGGAUACUCUGAAAUCAUAAGAAAGAGCGAUCUAACAAAGAAAACUACAUUUUGAUUGAUCUUUAAGCUUGAUGUGCGUGUUUCCGCACGCACUCGAAACGAACCUGAACCAAAAGCAAACUCCUCAGACUCCUCCCUCCUCCUCCCUUCGGUUUCUCUCAUCCUCUCCCUCCCCCCCGGUCCUCUAUGCUCAGUUCGGUGUGUGUAUCCUCUUUCAAAGGGCGCAAGGGUGGGAACAAGUCGUCCAACAAAGCAUGUUACAGCGCAGACAUGACUUGUCCGUCGGAAAGCGAGAAAAUCGUGAUAAACUGCGGGGGGGUGCGGCAUGAGACCUACCGGAGCACCCUAAAAACGCUGCCCGGUACCCGCUUGUCGUGGCUGACCGAGCCGGACGCGUUCAGCAACUUCGACUACGACCCCAAAUUAGACGAGUUCUUCUUCGACCGCCACCCGUCGGUGUUCUCCUUCAUCCUCAACUAUUACCGCACCGGGAAGUUGCACUGUCCCAACGAUGUGUGCGGUCCCCUGUUCGAAGAGGAGCUGGCCUUCUGGGGCAUCGAUGAGACGGACGUGGAGGCGUGUUGCUGGAUGAAUUACCGACAGCACCGGGAUGCGGAGGAGGCGCUGGACAGCUUCGAGACUCCGGAGCCAGACGCGCCGGACGACGACCCGGCGCUGGGCGGCGCGGACGGGGACUUGAAAAGACUGUGCAUGCAGGAGGACGCGAGGAAAGCGGGCUGGUGGAAAACCUGGCAGCCCAAAAUAUGGGCGCUGUUUGAAGACCCCUAUUCCUCCAAAUAUGCCCGGUAUGUGGCUUUUGGCUCCCUCUUCUUCAUUCUCAUCUCCAUCUCCACUUUCUGCAUGGAGACGCACGAGGCCUUCAACACCAUCAUCAACAAGACGGAGAACGUGACGGUGGGCAACAUGACCCACGAGGAGAUCGUGUACGAGGUGGUGACUGACAGCUGGCUGACGUACGUGGAGGGCGUGUGCGUCAUCUGGUUCACCAUCGAAGUCUUGCUGCGAGUCACCUUCUGCCCAGACAAGUUGGAGUUCUUCAAAAGUACCCUCAACAUCAUCGACUUUGUCGCCAUCCUGCCCUUCUACCUGGAGGUCGGCCUGAGCGGCCUGUCCUCCAAAGCUGCCAAGGAUGUCCUGGGGUUCCUCCGCGUUGUCCGGUUCGUCCGCAUCCUCCGAAUCUUCAAGCUGACGCGCCACUUCGUGGGUCUCCGUGUCCUCGGCCACACCCUGCGCGCCAGCACCAACGAAUUCCUCCUGCUCAUCAUCUUCCUGGCCCUCGGAGUCCUCAUCUUCGCCACCAUGAUCUACUAUGCUGAACGAAUCGUCGCCAACGCAGACGACCCGACAGGGAGCGCCCACACCACCUUCAAGAACAUCCCCAUCGGGUUCUGGUGGGCCGUGGUGACCAUGACCACGCUGGGCUACGGAGACAUGUACCCGGAGACGUGGCCAGGGAUGCUGGUGGGAGCGCUGUGUGCCUUGGCUGGUGUGCUAACCAUUGCUAUGCCUGUACCUGUCAUUGUCAACAACUUCGGCAUGUACUACUCUCUGGCCAUGGCCAAACAAAAGCUGCCCAAAAAGAAGAACAAACAUAUCCCCAGAGCGCCGCAGCCAGGGUCGCCCAACUACUGCAAGCCGGACGCCCUGGCGAUGGCCACCGCAUCGCCUCAGAGACUCCUGGGAAAUGUCUUAGGUGGAGUUAUGGGGUCUGGACGCAUAGGGGGCGACUGUCCGCUCGCUCAAGAAGAAAUUAUAGAGAUCAACAGAGACUCCAAGCAGAACGGGGACGCGGCCUCGGCCGCCCUGGCGAACGAGGACUGCCCCACCAUCGACCAGGUGCUGAGUCCGGACGAGAGGAGCCCGAUCGGCCGGGGGCCGACCCGGGAACGCUACCAGCAGGACCGGGCCUGCUUCCUACUCAACACCAGGGAAUUCCGUGCCACAGAUGGGAAUGUGCGGAAAGAGGCAGCAGCCCUGGCACCCAGCCCAGACUCCCCUCUGACUGAGGAUUGGUAUAAGAUGGAAGGGUCUCUGUUACAGCAGGACCUCAAUGCAAACUCCACCUCCUCCUGGAUCAAACCGUAGCCCAGAGUGUUAAGUUUCUAGCAUUCGCCUUCUCUCUAAUGAAGAGUCUGUAACCGGUAAACACAAAUUUGCGGCCGGAGCCACGUAAGCAGCAGGUGUGACACGGAUGGACAGUUUAAAGGAGAUCUUUCGGGGUGACACGAGAGACCAGAGGUUAAUCAUGAAUAUAUAGAAAAAAGAAAAAUCACAUGGUCUGCUCCUCACAUUGUUACCAAAGCAGCCUCUCGGAACUCCGACCACACUUUUACAAACCUGUCUGACCAACCUUUUUUUUUUUGUUGUUGUUGUUGUUGGUUUUUUUUUUUUUUCUCCCUUCUUUUGGUUUUUGCGGCAAACGGACUGAACAUUGCACUGACACACUUUGGGAGAGCGAAGGACUCCUGAAUACACAUUCCAGAUGACGUCUCUCUGACAACAUUGUACUCGCCAUCUUGUAUGAUGACCAACUCAGUGCUGCCUGCAGCGCUGAACAACUGAGCAACUUCAAGAGUUUCAGAGAGAGAGAGAAAAAAAAAAAAAAGCGAAAGGAAACGAAAACACCUGUCUUCAACUGGACUGAAUGAACAAUGUAGCAUCUCUGCUAACAUAUUGUAGCAUUUGUUGGCUGGGAAAUAACUUGACUCAAUCCAUCAAUGGUUUAAAAAGAGAGAGGAAUUUAUGCAUUCAAAGGAUCUUCUAGAUGUCAUUUUCCUCUUGGGUUCCUUUCCAGUGAAGAAAAUAAACAAUAUAGUGAGAGUACAUGAGAGACAAAAGAUGUGGUCUUACUCCUUAAAGCACUUGACGUACUGAAAAAAAAAUAAAAUAAAAAGAUGCACAAAUGAAUACACUCAUACUAUAAUCCUUCGUCAAUUUUAGCACUUAUAUAGUAUGUUUGCCACUGAACUUAUGUCUUCCAUUCACUUCUAUCAGACUGAAACACUGCCCUGCUCAUGAGUACUGAGAUAAUCAAAACACAGCACGAACAAACUAAAGCACAUGUAGCAUCAGCUCGAACACGUCAUGUGCGGGAGUCGCUGCGCACCGAAGCUUCAUCUGAAAACAUCCUCUGCCACACAAGUGUGGGGAGACGGAGACCUAUCUUUAUCUCUCAUGUACUGAUUUGGGCUCGCCCCCCAAAAAAAUCCAUGUUGGAUACCAAAGGUCCUGUAGCAUGCACUUGCUGAAUGACCUUCUGUAGUGUAUUGUAUAUUAGGAGAAGUGACCCGCUUCGGGGGAGGCUUGUGCUCGCCCUCACACUGCCCUUUGUCUCUGGUUAAUACAAUGUAAUUCCUCCUUAAGACCUUAGUCCUUUAACUGCCACAAGUCCUGCCCCCCCCCGAUAUGCACAUUCAGAUGUUACGGAGAGUUUCCCCCCCUCGUUUGGCUGACCCGGUCGUGAGGAGCAGAGAGACUGAGCCGACAAGGCGGAGCUGCUCCCAGAGCCUCGUCGGUCGGAGGACGCCGGAAUGCCUACAUCGCGACAAAACCACAGCCGAUCACCGCAAGGACUGUUUUUAGGAUGCACACAACUGCACACUCGCUGGAGAUUCUGUCUUACGUUCAAAGGGACCAAUCAGAGAGAACCCUCCCCCUCAAGACGCAGGCCAACACUGCCAGUUACGGCACAAGACUACCCAGAUGAAUACUGCCCCAUGUCGUUUUUUUUUUUUUUGUCCUUCUUGCUGCCAACGACUGCUUCACUUGGCAGGUCAGUGUCGAGAUAAAGAUGGCCCGCUAGCGGCGCCCUUUAGGCAAAAAGGGUCAACGAGAAGAAGAGGACCAAGAGUAGAGCAAGCGUGGAAGUGUACAGAGAGAACAAAUCUAUAUUUUGAUAAACAAAUCUUCAACUCUCCAUGACUUUGGAGGAGGUUUCUGAGCAGAAAAGGUCUAGGACGGCAGCGAAAAGUAUUUGAAAAAAAAAAAAAAAAAAAAAGUCAAAUGCAAACAUGAAAAGAAUAUUUGGCAUCAUGAAAUGAAGUCAAAGUCUCGGGAAAAGAUGGAAAAUGAAUAUUCUGUCAUGAACGGAUGAGAAGUUGUGUACGCCACAAGCACUGGGAAAUUAUUUUCUGAAAGACGAUGAGCAAUGACAGACUUUUGCCUAUAAAGACACGGGGACGACAAAGGAUGGACGCUGAGAUAAACAAAUGGGAAAAAAAAAAAAAGAAGAGAUAAUGCAUUUUUUGUAACUUUGUUUACCAGCAUGACUACUUUGCAUGACUGUCUUUUCUGCAAGCCCUUAGUUGAAGACAAGGGUGCUAGAGAUACAAAAAAGUAUAUAUAAAAUGAAUUAAAAAAAUGUUAUAUGCAAUUAAUGUUUUAAAAAAAAAAAGAUUAUAAUGAAAGAGAAGAGCUAUAUUUUGUUUUGAAAAGUAAAAAAAAAAAAUGUGAAUAUUGAAACAUGUAUGUUUGCAAAGUACACCCUGAACUAUGUUUUGUUUGAUGAAAUCUCUCUGCUACUACUGCCCUACAUGUUUCAUUCCAGUGUUUUUGACCUCCGCCAUAGCUUUAUUUUACGAUCAUGUUUUCUUACUCUCCACUCGACACUUUGCCUAUAGCACCUGCGCAAAGGAUGUUUGUCGUUUUUGUCACCCGAGUCCACGUUUUUUCCCCUCCUUGAAUCAUUUUGCACAACUUCCGUAGCAGCAGCAGCAGCAGCAGCAGCAAUCCGAAGAAACAACAGGCUCUCCCAUAACACGACUUUGACAGCUUGGUUAGCGCUCAUAGUUUGCUUUUUUUUCUUUGGCAAUAAUACAAGAGUCGUCACAUGAUUGUAGCAGGUCGAACGGGGAACCUCGAGUCCUUCGAGCUUCUCCGCAGCCUCGGUGUUUAAAGCGAUCCUUGAAGGCCUUGGCUGUCCCAUGGGUGUUGGGAUUUCGCUGGGACGGGCGGCCCUGUUCCACUCAUCCCUUGUAGAAAAACAGGAGUACAAGCACGGGUUAUCCGGUCGAGACCAAUAAGACUUUUGAGAGAUAUCGUAUCGGUCGAACAGUCAAGAGAGAUUUCAGGGUUUGCAUGGAACCUACUGCCAUUCCAAAGUCUGUGUGUGGUUUUAAGGACUCAGGUGUGUCGAUGGUGUGCGUGGACGUAGGUGUUUUUGCUAUUUCCUUUCUAACAUAAUAAAUUCUAGUAUAUAGACAACGAUAAUGUGAACACCUCACAGUGAUGUGUAAAAAAACGCAUGCGUUAUGACUUGAUAAUCUCUCUCGAGGGGGGUGGGGGGGUGGGGGUGGGGGGGGAGCAGUCUUGACACGUCCCCUGAGCCUCCCGUCAUUGUUUGUCAUGAAUCCAGUCCAGAUUACUAGAAAACACUGUGCCGUGUUGUAGAGCAGAACCGUCUUCCUCCGAGAGGCAACUGAAAACUACUCACACUCGCGGUGUCAGCAUGAGUGUGUAGAGGUAGCUCGUCUUCUUUUUCUUUCUUUUUUUUGUUUUUUUUUUUGUUUUAGAUGGUCAGGUCUUUAGCAUCCGUCAUUUACUGUGGAGUUACCGUCAUCCAGCUGGCUCAGUCGGCAGCUCGUCACAGCGCGCACACAAACACACACACAGACACGCACAAAUAAACGUCGUGUGAGCACCAAUCAAAGAGACCCAGAGCUUCCAAAAUGAUGUCAGAAAGGGAGAGAAGAGAGGAAGAGAGAUUCCAGAGACAGAUAUCGAUCUAAUAAUAAGAAAUCGAGAGGAUCUGAGUGUUGGAUCGCGGUUCGAGCGCCUCGCCCGUGGCUUGGUAUCCCCAGUGAGUUUCAGGCCCUGCUGGUCCAGGGCGCAGCUCAGGCAGCUGAAUGGUCCUCUGUCCAUUCCUUGUACAUUGCAGUUGGAGGCUCACCGGAGUAUGAGACUCAGGCGGUGUGACGUAGACCGCAGAGACAACUCAAAACAAUUCUGCCAAGUCUACGCAGGUUUUACAGGGUCUAGAACUUUUUGUCUAUUUGCAAAAACGGUCCAUGAGGUUUUGUUUUUAGUCCUGUAUCUUUUUAAGGCAAAGCUAUUUCAGUUCCUAUUUGGAAAGCUACUACGGCUUUGAUGGUCACGGAGACGUUUAUGAAUAUUUCAGAGGUAUCCGUCCAGUGAUGGUGCGCACACUUGCAAAAAUAUUGUGCUUCACCCAGCUCUUUGUGUUUUUCCUUUCUCCUCGUUGUUUUUCCACUGUUUGGUUUUCCAUUCCUUCAUUCUCCACGUUGUGACUGCUCUGUCAAUGCCAGGCUGAAAAAAAGAGAAAAAAAAAAAGAUGUCUUCUUUCCUUUUCCGAUGCAUAAUACUGCCAUUUGAUUUCGACACGUUGAAGAGAAUGAGCUACAAUGUUGAGAGUGCUAAGUCUGUUUUAUUUUCCAGAGUUUGCAAUCUGUUAUUAAAAAAUGUUAUAGAUUCCAUGU
This is a messenger RNA of Salarias fasciatus (jewelled blenny), 6926 nucleotides long. Its product is annotated as potassium voltage-gated channel subfamily C member 1-like. Gene Ontology annotation, cellular component: voltage-gated potassium channel complex; presynaptic membrane; dendrite membrane. Gene Ontology annotation, molecular function: protein binding; delayed rectifier potassium channel activity. NCBI's taxonomy places the organism in Eukaryota, Metazoa, Chordata, Actinopteri, Blenniiformes, Blenniidae. The coding region runs from base 658 to 2577 and encodes 639 amino acids. The transcript is spliced from 6 exons. Gene Ontology annotation, biological process: potassium ion transmembrane transport; protein homooligomerization; action potential. The record is from RefSeq and is a predicted model, not a curated record.